CAUCAUCAUCGUCACGGUUAUCUUUAUCCUCGAUUUUCGACACUCUCGAUCUCGUCUCCUCAUCUCAAUCCCUUCCCCUAUAUAUAACCUUCAUCUCCUUUUUUAUCACCAUUACCAGUCUCUCAAACUUAUCAGAACUUGCACUUGCUAUCAGGACAGCCAAUCUUCGCAGCAAUGGCGAGAGACCCUGUUAGAGUUUUGGUCACUGGUGCUGCUGGGCAAAUAGGCUAUGCUAUUGUCCCAAUGGUUGCGAGGGGGGUCAUGCUAGGCCCUGAUCAGCCAGUAAUUCUGCACAUGCUUGAUAUUGAACCUGCAGCUGAGGCCUUGAAAGGGGUGAAAAUGGAAUUGAUUGAUGCUGCCUUUCCUCUGCUCAAAGGAGUUAUUGCUACUACUGAUGUUGUUGAAGCGUGUAUGGGUGUCAAUAUUGCGGUUAUGGUUGGUGGAUUUCCUCGAAAGGAAGGUAUGGAGAGGAAGGAUGUGAUGUCCAAAAAUGUAUCGAUUUACAAAGCUCAGGCUUCAGCCUUGGAGAAGCAUGCUGCUGCAGAUUGCAAGGUGUUAGUGGUAGCAAAUCCAGCAAAUACCAAUGCACUCAUCUUGAAAGAAUUUGCACCUUCAAUCCCAGAGAAAAACAUCACAUGUCUUACGCGACUUGAUCAUAACAGGGCAUUAGGCCAAAUCUCAGAAAGGCUAGAUGUUGAAGUUAGUGAUGUGAAAAAUGUCAUCAUAUGGGGAAAUCAUUCUUCAACUCAGUAUCCAGAUGUCAAUCAUGCAACAGUCAAAACCAGUAGCGGAGAGAAGCCUGUCAGAGAACUUGUUGCUGAUGAUAAAUGGUUAAACGGUGAUUUCAUCACCACAGUUCAGCAACGAGGUGCAGCGAUUAUCAAAGCACGAAAGCUAUCAAGUGCAUUAUCUGCUGCAAGUGCGGCUUGUGAUCAUAUACGUGAUUGGGUUCUUGGGACACCCAAGGGAACAUGGGUUUCUAUGGGAGUGUAUUCUGAUGGAUCUUAUGGGAUCCAGCCUGGUCUUAUUUACUCUUUUCCCGUUACAUGCGAGAAAGGAAAGUGGUCCAUCGUGCAAGGGCUCAACAUUGACGAGUUCUCCAGGGGAAAGAUGGAUGCAACAGCGAAAGAGCUAAUGGAAGAGAAAUCAUUGGCUUAUUCAUGUCUUAAUUGACAAUGUUCUUAUUUUUAUUUAGGAGAAUAAUGAAAGAGGCUCAACAGGUCCAAGAAUAAUGAAUUAAGAGACGACCAGUUUCCUUUGCAAUUUUAGACUAUGCAUGCUUCAUAGAGAAUGAGUUUCAUCUUAAAUUGAAAUUACUGUUUUCUUUAAGCAAAGUUCAAUACUCGAUGUUCAUGGUGGAUGGUGGUUGAUACAUUAUAAACCAUUUGACCUUACAGAUUGA
Molecule: messenger RNA, 1402 nt
Organism: Hevea brasiliensis (rubber tree)
Lineage: Eukaryota; Viridiplantae; Streptophyta; Magnoliopsida; Malpighiales; Euphorbiaceae
Product: malate dehydrogenase, cytoplasmic
Exons: 7
Coding region: 175-1173 (332 amino acids)
Biological process (GO): oxaloacetate metabolic process; malate metabolic process; tricarboxylic acid cycle
Molecular function (GO): L-malate dehydrogenase (NAD+) activity
Source: RefSeq, a predicted model, not a curated record